UUUUUCACCAACUCCAUUUUCUUUUCCUGAAGGAAUGUUGGUUAUUUGGAAAAAGACAACCACACACGUGUCUCAGAAUUCCAUCUCAUGAGCUUCUCCGAGGAUCCUGACUUGCAGCCCCUCCUCCUGGGACUGUUCCUCUCCAUGUACCUGGUCACAGUGCUCGGAAACCUGCUCAUCAUCCUGGCUGUCACCUCUGACUCCCACCUCCACACACCCAUGUACUUCUUCCUCUGCAACCUGUCCUUGGUUGACGUGGGGUUCACCUCCACCACGGUUCCCAAGAUGAUUGUGGACAUCCUCACCCACAGCACAGCCAUCUCCUAUGCCGGCUGCCUGACUCAGAUGUCUGUGGUUGUCCUCUUUGGAACCAUGGAUGAUUUGCUUCUGACGGUGAUGGCCUAUGACCGGUUUGUUGCCAUCUGCCACCCCUUGCGUUACCAGGUCCUCAUGAGUCCUAACUGCUGUCUCUUUUUGGUUUCAGUUUCCUUUGUGGCCAGCCUUUUAGAUGCCCUGCUGCAGGAUUUGCUGGUCUUAGGGGUUGCAUGCUUCAAGGGAGUAGAGAUUUCUGAUUUCUUCUGUGUCCCUUCUCAAAUUCUCAGCCUCACCUGUGCUGAUACCAUCAGCAGCAACAUCGUCAUAUAUUUUGUUGGCAUCAUAUACGGUUUUGUCCCUGUGUCAGGGAUCUUUUACUCUUACUCUAAAAUUGUCUCCUCCAUUCUGAGGGUCCCAUCUCCAGGUGGCAGGUACAAAGCCUUCUCCACCUGUGGCUCUCACCUGGCUGUGGUUUGCUUAUUUUAUGGAACGGCACUUGGUAUGUAUCUCAGUUCCUCCUUCUCAGGUUCAGCUGGAAAGGGUGUUUCAGCCUCCUUGGUGUACACAGUGGUCACCCCCAUGCUGAACCCCUUCAUCUACAGCCUGAGGAAUAAGGACAUGAAGAGGGCCAUGUGGAAGCUUCUCAAGAACGCAGUAGCGGUCUCUGCACCAAGCAUUUGGAGCAAUGGAGGGAAAAGAGCCAAGGCUAAUCAUACAGACUUACGGGUCCCACCUCCCUCAUGA
Molecule: messenger RNA, 1059 nt
Organism: Ochotona curzoniae (black-lipped pika)
Lineage: Eukaryota; Metazoa; Chordata; Mammalia; Lagomorpha; Ochotonidae
Product: putative gustatory receptor clone PTE01
Exons: 1
Coding region: 88-1059 (323 amino acids)
Biological process (GO): G protein-coupled receptor signaling pathway
Cellular component (GO): membrane
Molecular function (GO): olfactory receptor activity; G protein-coupled receptor activity
Source: RefSeq, a predicted model, not a curated record